Capsaspora owczarzaki ATCC 30864 is the source of this 190-nucleotide messenger RNA. RefSeq lists its product as hypothetical. NCBI's taxonomy places the organism in Eukaryota, Filasterea, Ministeriida, Capsasporidae. The transcript is spliced from 3 exons. The record is from RefSeq and is a predicted model, not a curated record. The annotation marks the transcript as partial.
AUGGAAUAUGUAGAACCGCACACAGACAAUGCGACCGUGCCUCUUUGGCCACGUGUGUACAUCUGUCAACUCUAUCUGAAUCCAAUGCGGCGACGACCUGGCACGAACACUGGCAUCAGGAACUUGACCAAGUCGACCUGCACCCGCGCCGCGCCGCGCCGCGCCGCACACGACCCUGCUGGCCUAGACU